Molecule: messenger RNA, 840 nt
Organism: Cryptomeria japonica (Japanese cedar)
Lineage: Eukaryota; Viridiplantae; Streptophyta; Pinopsida; Cupressales; Cupressaceae
Product: subtilisin-like protease SBT3.18
Exons: 2
Coding region: 1-840 (279 amino acids)
Biological process (GO): proteolysis
Molecular function (GO): serine-type endopeptidase activity
Source: RefSeq, a predicted model, not a curated record
AUGGAGUCUAAGGAGGAUAUGGAGAUAGAUACAUGGGAGGGGAAUGAUGACUUAGAGGAUGGGGAUCAGGAAAUAGAACGUGGUACUUCCUUAGAACAUAACAUGAAGUAUGUCUUGGAGGAGCAGAAAAAAGAGAAUCCCCUUCUUAGGUAUGUUAAAGAAAUAUUUGUUAAAAGGAAGAAGGUUGUGCAUGAUUAUGAAGAGUCAGAUGCUGAGGAGGCUGGUGAUAACCAUAAUUUGAAAGGGGAAAAUUUUAUGGGUGAAGGGGAGAAUUUGAUGGGUGAAGGGGAAGGAAGCAGCUCUAGUGAAGUAUGUGUCUUCAACGUCAAAUCCAGUAGCGAAAACACAGUUGGGUUUGACGUUCCUAGGCAUGAAGCCAAAAUUGUAAUCUCUCGAGGGCCGUAUCCACCAAGCCAAAAUAUACUGAAGCCCAAUGUCACAGCACCUCUUGUUGCAAACAUCUUAGCCGCGUGGCUUCCAAAUACAACUAAUGGAGACAGCUAUGCCAUUGAAUCUGGCUCUUCCAUUUCAUCUCCCCAUGUGGUUCGGCUGGUGUUUCUGAUGAAAGCCGUUCAUAGCGAGUGGAGUCCUGCUAUUAUCAAGUCUGCCCUAAGGACCACUUCUUACACUGUCGACAAUUCCCACAACGCCAUUAUCGCCGUCGGUUUCAACGGCAGCGCCCCAACGCCAUUUGAUAUGGGUGUAGGCCAUGUCGAUCCUAAUAAAGCCGUUGAUCCUGGAAUUGUCUAUGAAAUCGGCGUGGAAGACUAUGUCAAUUAUCUGUGCACUAUCAACUACACCACCCAGCAAAUUCAAUCAAUUACCGGAACACCUGCUUAA